AUGCUUAAACCACUCACAGUGCUGGUUCUUACAGUAGGACUAUUGGCUUCGGCCGAAUUGCACUGUCAAGAUCCCUCGAAUUGCCCUUUCUAUCCCAUCCAUAGUUGCUUUGCAACUGAAAAAGGGCUUGUGUGUGGAAGCAAAAGCGAUGGUGGAUUCGAGAUGAGUAUCAACCCCAUCGAGACAUUCUACUACACACCAUUCAAUGUUGAGAAUGACACAGGAAUGCCCUGCAUCACAAUCCCACUUUCAGAUGAACUUUACAGCUAUGUUGAUUACCGGGGACCGACUGUAAUGGACUUAGACGAUCUCGAACUUAUUGGAAAUUGCAGUCGAAUGUCAUACUGUGACAAGCGCAAGAGAACAUGCCAGCCUAAACGACCUGUAGGAUCUCAUUGUAGUCACAAUAUGGAAUGUUAUUUUGGAAUGGAUGGAUUCCCAGGUCAUUGCACAAAUCAAAGCGUUUGCUCUAUACGUGAAGGUCUCCCGGCUUACUAUUAUACACCGUCUAAUGAGCAAUGGACGGUGGGAGAUCAGUGGCAAUCUGCUGUGUAUGCUCUUGUGAUUACAGGAGCCUUGGCAAUAUGUCUUAUCUUUGGUCGUCAACAAGCAUCAAAUCUGGCCUCGGGCGUGCGUGGAUUGUAUGAUAAAUGGAAUAACAGGUCCGUGCAGACACGUGCAGUAGACGCGAGUUCAAUUCCGCCUUUUCAAGACGAGGCUUCUUGGCAUCAUUAUCGUGGAAGAUGGUGGAAAAAGGUGCCUGGACUAGGCUGGGUUUACAAGCGGUUCAAGCGAGAACCCACCAACGAUGAUGAAGCCUAUCUUCAUUUGACACGACAAGAAAGAGUAGACGAUCCACCACCGUACAGAGGAUAAAGAAAACCCAACAGCAAUCUUGUUUCCUUUUUUAUGCGAUUCCCAGUUUCUCUCAAACGAAAACAAUAACUAAUGGAGACUGUGGGUUAAACUAGUAAGCAACCGAAAUCCUAACACCAAUCACAGCCUCACACCAUACUGUUUUUUUUCAUUAUAUAUUUUCUGUUCUUAUUUUGAUUUUUAUUAUUAUUAUUAUUAUUAUUAUUAUUUCCCAAAGAUACUCAACGGGCUUGUUAUGCUUUGGAUAAAAUGCAUACAACAUGUAC
This is a messenger RNA of Phycomyces blakesleeanus NRRL 1555(-), 1142 nucleotides long. RefSeq lists its product as hypothetical. The coding region runs from base 1 to 876 and encodes 291 amino acids. The transcript is spliced from 2 exons. The record is from RefSeq and is a predicted model, not a curated record. NCBI's taxonomy places the organism in Eukaryota, Fungi, Mucoromycota, Mucoromycetes, Mucorales, Phycomycetaceae.